Brenthis ino (lesser marbled fritillary) is the source of this 564-nucleotide messenger RNA. NCBI's taxonomy places the organism in Eukaryota, Metazoa, Arthropoda, Insecta, Lepidoptera, Nymphalidae. The record is from the annotation of a GenBank genome assembly.
AUGACUAUCGGAAAGAAUAAUAAAAUGCAACAGCAUAUUAAUUACCGGGUAAGGGUAAUUUUACAAGACUCUCGUACGUUUAUUGGGACAUUUAAAGCUUUUGACAAGCAUAUGAAUUUAAUUUUGGGUGACUGUGAAGAAUUUAGAAAAAUCAAAUCAAAAAAUAGCAAAACUGCUGACCGUGAAGAGAAACGUACUUUAGGAUUUGUACUUCUUCGUGGAGAAAACAUUGUAUCUUUGACAAUAGAAGGGCCACCUCCACCAGAGGAAGGAUUACCUCGUGUCCCACUACCUGGUGCUAUGGGCGGACCAGGCGCCGGUAGAGCGGCAGGACGCGGGGCCGGACUCGGUGGAGCACCACCAGGUCUACAAGGACCUGCGAGAGGCGUUGGUGGUCCGUCACAACAACACAUGGCUCCUGGAGCUCGAGGCCAACUCUCGGCACCUCCACAAAUGCGCGGUGGUCCAAUGAUGGGAGGUCCACCUCCGGGAAUGAUGGGUGCACCACCAGGAAUGGGUAGAGGUGGACCUGGAGGAAGGGGUCCUCCUGGAAUGCGUCGCUAC